AUGGGAUUUUUGAGUGGUGUGCUAAGUGCGGUGAAGGAUGAAAAUGAAGUGACAACUUAUGAUAAUGGCGCAAAAAACAUUAAAAAAAUAAUAGACACUCUAGAAAAAAAUUUAGGUAACGGUCCGCAAAAAUUUACUGACGCUCUUAGUGCGGUAAGUGACUGGUUGAAUGAUUACUUUACGCAGGUUGAAAAAUAUACUGUCAACGUUACUAGUGAACUACAAGUGUUAAAGGACGAUAAAGUGUCUGCACAUAUAAGAUCUGUAGCAGGUCAAGGAACUCAGAACCUUGAAACGCAGUUGAAGGCGUGGACAACCAGGUUACCUAUAAUUUUUGGUGAGGUCGACAAUAUUGAAACUCAACACGUGAUGAAGCUGGACAAUAGAUUGAAAACUGAAAUUAUGCAUGAAACUAGGCAUAUCAAGGAAGCCGUUAAGAUGCUUGGGGACUCCGCUGCGGAAAAGGAAUUUGGGAGUCAGGCCAAAUUGGUUGAUGAGACGUUAAUACAAGAGAGAAAAAAAUUAGACUCCGCGAUUGAAAAUGAACAUAAGAGAGUUCGUGAAAUUUUGCAAAAAGAAUUCGAUAAGCUGUGGAUGGAAGUGAAGAAUCUGAACAGAGCUAGAUCAACGCAUUUUCAAAACAUCAUUGAACGCUUGAAUGAAGCCGAAGCAUUUAUAAAUAAUGAUUUCGACUGGCAAUAUAGAAACCAAAUCGAAACCCUUUUUAAACAUUUGAAAGAUGAGAUGGUGUCAAUUGAUCGGACGAAUGAACCUGCAGGUGCCAAAGACAAGAAGUCCAACCUCAACGUGAAAUUCAGUGAGUUGAUAGACACCGUUAAGAUGGUAGGUGAUAAGAUUGGUACCGAAAAUACUGCGCUAGACAAAUGGAAACAUGCUGCAAUGGAUGCCAUUCUAAAAGCAGAUGUAAAGUGUGAGGAGAUUGUUAAGAAGUUGAAAGGGGAGGGGGACACCGGUAAAGAGGGAGAGAAGAGGGGAGUCACUGAUGCAGCACAAGAAUUACAAACAAAAGCCGAUGAUCCUCGAACAAAAGCGUACACUGCUAAACAAAAGGUUACUGGCAAAAGUAAAGAAGCGUUGAAGGCGGUUGGAACAAUGAAUGGAGACCCGAAGAAGGAUUUUUUUAAGUGA
Messenger RNA from Babesia bigemina, 1149 nucleotides. RefSeq lists its product as hypothetical. Lineage: Eukaryota; Apicomplexa; Aconoidasida; Piroplasmida; Babesiidae. The record is from RefSeq and is a predicted model, not a curated record. The transcript has a single exon. The coding region runs from base 1 to 1149 and encodes 382 amino acids.